GCCAUUAUCGUUAUAUGGUACCUGCCAGAUACGAUAAUCUAAACGUCAACGAUCCUGGGCCGAGCACAAGCUCGAGAGGUACGAUGCCUCGAACUGAAUCUCGUCAGGCAGGCAAGCGACCGUUGAGGGCUCUCACGCCCCAGGAAAAAAUUGAUGCAAUCAAUAGGGUUCACAAUGGUGAAUCAAAAGCGGCGGUAGCACGCGACAUUGGCGUGCCGGAGUCCACCCUCAGAGGGUGGUGUAAGGCGGAAGAGAAAAUACUGUCGCAAGCUAACAAUUUAAAAACUUCAGCAGCGACACUGCCGGGAACAUCUUUGGGUUUCGAGCAUGUUUUAACAUCUAGUUCUGAUAAUAGUAAUAAUAGUGCAGUGGGUGGUGGUUCUUCGUCGAGGUCGACACCAACGACCCAAGCGAUGUUGGGAUUACCAUCGACUUCCGGUGUGACUGUAAGAGGUGAGAAGUUCGAAGCCGGUCCAGCUCACAACAAUAUGGCACCGACUGAAGCGAAAGCAACUGCAACUUAUGCUCUUAGGCCGUAA
This is a messenger RNA of Acromyrmex echinatior (Panamanian leafcutter ant), 539 nucleotides long. RefSeq lists its product as uncharacterized. Lineage: Eukaryota; Metazoa; Arthropoda; Insecta; Hymenoptera; Formicidae. The record is from RefSeq and is a predicted model, not a curated record.